ACGCUGUGUAUAAACGAAGCGACUUGUUCAGAAGUGUGCGUCUGGUCUGUGGUUCAUCUGAAGGUUUUAUGCUGCGAGCCGAGGUGAAGAACAACAGCAGAGAUGAAGAAGAUUAUUAUCCUGGCUUUUUCUGUUUGGUCAUGUCAGGCGGUGAUGGGUCAGUCAUCGUGUACUGCACCAGUUGUGCCAAACGCUAAGCCGAAAAAUGAGCUGGCAGCAUCCUAUCCCACUGGAAGCUUUAUCGGAUAUGUAUGUGACAGCGGCUAUGAGUUUGUAGACACCCAUUAUGCGCUGUGUGAAGAUGGAACUUGGAAUCUGCCCGUUUGUAAACAUGUAAAAUCCUGUCUUGCCCCAAGUGUGCCGAACGGCCAGCCUGCAAAUGCGUUAAAAACGUUGUACGGUCCUGGAGAAACUCUUCGAUUUGUAUGCGACAGCGGUUAUGAAUUUGAAGGAACACGUUACGCGGUGUGUGACGAUGGAUCUUGGAGGCUGCCGGCGUGUAAAGUUCUAGAUGCGGCGUGCGCUGCCCCACACGUGCCAAACGCCAAACCUGAAAACGAGUUAGCAGCGUCCUAUCCUGCAGGAAGCACUGUAAGAUUUGGAUGUGACGGCGGCUACGAGAUUGAAGGAACACGAUAUGCGCUUUGUGAAGAUGGAACUUGGAGGCUGCCGGUGUGUAAGCGUCGAGAUGAAACGGUGUGUUCUGCCCCACGCGUGCCAAACGCCCGACCUGCAGUAGAUUUAACAUCGUUCUAUGCUACUGGACGCACUGUUAGAUUUGUAUGUGACAGCGGCUAUGAGUUUGAAGGAACAGAUACUGCGUGGUGUGAAGAUGGAAUUUGGAGGCUGCCAGUGUGUAAAGUCAGAAAUUGUGGAACUCAACCCCUUAUUGAAAAUGGAGACAUUACCGAGCUACCAGAUGGAAAUGAAUUAAAAGCACAGUGUAAGAAACUUUAUAAACUAACAGGACCUGGAACAAUAAGAUGUGUUAACGGGAAAUGGACGGAGCUCCCGGUGUGUAAACCGCCGUGUAAACUGGAUAGGACAAAAAUUCUUCAUACUUAUCAUCCUGAUGAAUAUCUGCAGGAGGGUGAAAGGAAGAGAUUUUACUGUAGUAACCGUUAUCAAAUAGAUAUCAGCUGCACUAAAGGAACAACAUUCUAUGGUGAAUGUAAGUGCAUCCUGUGUUUUAUCGAGACAAAAGCAAUAACGGCGUUUCUCUACUUACAGAUUCAUUUAUCUUUAUUUUCCGCACAGUUAUUACAUAAUGAAUAAAACACACAGCACACAGCACUUUACCAGCUUCAGAUUUUUUUUAUCCAUUUAUUAUAGUCACCAUGAAUGUUGUGUGACCUCUUAUCAAACAAGUUAGUUCUGUUCUCGCUUACAUUCUAGUAACUAUAAACGCGCUGUUCCCUCACCGGCCGCUCUUCGUCCUCUCUUUUAACGUGACUACGCCGACACUGGAGACUCCUUCCAGAGAACUUCACCAUAUCAACGACUACAUACAUUCCAUACAUACAUAAUCUGUCAGUGCACAGUAUAGAAACAUUAACGUAUUAGAAUUUGUAGCUGCGCUAGUGUCAGAGCCGCUCUUCUAGAAAUGUAUUCCACCCUAACCUUCUGACCAAUCAGGAUCCAGGAUUCAACAGCGCUGUGGUGAAAGAAUGCAGUAAUAUUAGGACCUGUGAUCGUUAUUAUGCUCAGUUGCUUUAAUGAGGUUUAUUUGAGCAGUUUUGAACAAAAUGGAGGAUGAGGAUGUGUAGUUGAACGUUUUGGGGAUUUUAUUGAGAC
This is a messenger RNA of Ictalurus furcatus (blue catfish), 1794 nucleotides long. Its product is annotated as complement factor H-like. The transcript has 7 exons. The record is from RefSeq and is a predicted model, not a curated record. Lineage: Eukaryota; Metazoa; Chordata; Actinopteri; Siluriformes; Ictaluridae. Bases 103 to 1275 code for a protein of 390 amino acids.